This is a messenger RNA of Trichomonas vaginalis G3, 579 nucleotides long. RefSeq lists its product as uncharacterized. The coding region runs from base 1 to 579 and encodes 192 amino acids. The transcript has a single exon. The record is from RefSeq and is a predicted model, not a curated record. NCBI's taxonomy places the organism in Eukaryota, Parabasalia, Trichomonadida, Trichomonadidae.
AUGGCAUCCCAUAUAUUUAGUGAUGAAAGUCCACCACCUCAAAGGCAAACUCGUGCUCAAGAUAUCCCUCCAAAUAUAAAAAAGCCUCCACCAAUAAUUGAUCAAGCCGAAUAUGAGCAAGUGCGCAAGUCAUAUGAUCCCAAACAAGUUAAUCCUGAUUUUUCACGAUUUAACUCUCUUGUUCCUCCAAAAACACAAAUUCCAAAAAUCGAUGUUCUUCCACCAAGGCUUCCUAUGCAAACAUUACAACAAUUUCCUGAUUUGAAACUUGAAAAUGUUCAUCAAAUUCAAUCUUUUGAUUUAGGUGUAAUACAAUUCCCAGUUGAUAAGAGCUUUACACCAAUAAAGAUGCCUCUUCAUUCAUUAAAUAGUUUAAAGCAAAUAAGAGAAGAUAUAAGUAUCGGAAAUGUUGAAUUUUUAUAUAAAUUAAAAAAUGAGACUGACGCAAUUCCAAGUCAAUCAUCAGAGGCAAACACACCACAACAAACUCCUGAUAGAAAUACAGAUAACAAGCAAUUUCAAAAGAUGGAUACUUAUUCCGAAUUUAUUGAUCUUAAUUCAUCACUUUUCCCACCAUGA